Messenger RNA from Rhodotorula toruloides NP11, 1059 nucleotides. RefSeq names its product zinc alcohol dehydrogenase. Gene Ontology annotation, molecular function: oxidoreductase activity. The coding region runs from base 1 to 1059 and encodes 352 amino acids. The record is from RefSeq and is a predicted model, not a curated record. NCBI's taxonomy places the organism in Eukaryota, Fungi, Basidiomycota, Microbotryomycetes, Sporidiobolales, Sporidiobolaceae. Gene Ontology annotation, cellular component: mitochondrion. The transcript is spliced from 6 exons.
AUGGCCGAAACGAUGCGUGCAUGGGUCUUCCGCUCGUCAGGACACCCGUCCAAGGUCCUCAAGCUCGAGCAAGACUGGCCGAAGCCCACCCCGUCCGGCACUCGCAUCCUCGUUCGUGUCAAAGCCGCCGCCUUGAACCCGGUCGGAUACAAGGCGAUGGUCCUCCCUGGCCUGCGGUGGAUGCAGAAGAAGCCUGCUGUACCUGAGCACGACCUUGCCGGUAUCAUCGAGGGAGGCGACCUAAGCGGAACCGACUUGAAGGUCGGCGACGAGGUUAUCGGGUUCGUUCCGGCCGACUCGACGAUGAAGAGCGGACAGGGUGUUCUUGCCGAGUACACGCUCGUCGAGAAGAACCUCUUGACGAAGAAGCCCGACAACGUCAAGUUUACCGAGGCCGCGACCUUCCCUCUAACGACGUUCACCUCCUACUGGGCCUUGAAGCGCGUCGCGGGUCUUGCGAAGAGUUCAGGCCAGCGUGUCUUCAUCAACGGCGGAUCCGGCGGCGUCGGCGUUUACGCCGUUCAGCUCGCCAAAGCCUACGGCGCCUACGUCGUCACGACUUGCUCCCCUCCCUCUCGUAAGCUCGUCGAGAGCCUCUCGCCCGACGACAUCCUCGACUACAAGGAGUCGGACCUCGUCGAGCAGCUUGCAACCAAGUAUGGCGACAAGCCGUUCGACAUUGUCUUCGACACGGUCGGGCACAAUUCGGACCUGUACUACAAGUCGCCAAAGUUCCUCAAGAAGGACGGCCACUUUGUCGACAUCGCCGGCCCGCACUUCGAGAGCACAUUCACCUCGAUCCUCGGCGCCGGCAUCGACCUGAUCAACCGCAACCUCCGCCCCGCUUUCCUCGGCGGCGUGCCGCGCAAGUACAAGUUUGGCAUGAUGAAGCCUGCCGAGGGCGAGUUGGACGAGAUGGCGCAGUUCAUUCGUGAGGGCAAGCUCAAAGCUAUUGUCGACGAGGUCUUCCCCUUCGAAAAAGCUCUGGCUGCGUACGACAGGCAGAUGUCGAACCGCGCCAAGGGCAAGGUCGUCGUCUCCUUCACCGGCGACGCUUAG